Molecule: messenger RNA, 6858 nt
Organism: Acanthoscelides obtectus
Lineage: Eukaryota; Metazoa; Arthropoda; Insecta; Coleoptera; Chrysomelidae
Source: the annotation of a GenBank genome assembly
GUUAUAUUCAAGUAUUUCUUGACAAUUGAAAUUUGACCACGAUUUUAACUGUAAUUCAAAUUUCUGUGUCAAUAUUGCUUCAAUUUUUUAAUAUUUCUUAUAAAGGAAUAUAGUGUUUUUAGGCUCCAAACGCUUUUAUAGACUUUUCGGUUUCUCAUAACUAAUCAUGCGCAGUAGCAGCCAUUCAUCAGCUGUUCAAUACAAUAUGGAAGUGUCGUAUGUUUGUGUUUAGGUAUCUACAAGGUCAGUCUUUGUGAAAGAGUACUCGUAUUUCGUGGAAAAAACGAGCAAAAACCCUGUUAAAAGUAUUACCUAAGUGCCAUUAAGUGUUAAAUUUGAAGUGUACUUGUUUCAUCGGACUCAUGAAUAGCACAAAUACCUCCGACUCAAUUGGAUCGAAAAACUAUUUUGUAAAUUUCAACCAGGAUAGCACGUCACUAGAGGUCGGAUGUAGAACAGGUUACCGACUCUACUCCUUGAGCAACGUCGAGGAGCUCGACCAAAUCUACAGCAAUGGCUGUGAAGACUGUUGUAUAGUGGAACGGUUGUUUAGUAGCAGCCUGGUGGCAGUCGUCUGCUUGACCUCACCCAGAAAACUCAAGGUGUGCCAUUUCAAGAAGGGCACCGAAAUAUGCAACUACUCGUAUUCUAACACAAUUUUGGCUGUUAAACUUAACAGAUCACGGCUGGUAGUAUGUCUGGAAGAGAGUCUCCACAUCCACAACAUCAGGGACAUGAAGGUCCUACAUACCAUUCGGGAUACACCGCCAAAUCCUCAAGGAUUAUGCGCAUUGACCGUAAACAGCGGGGACUGCUACCUCGCGUAUCCUGGCUCUUCCACCAUUGGUGAAGUUCAAAUAUUUGAUGCCAUAAAUUUGCACGCCAAAACCAUGAUACAUGCUCACGACAGCCCUCUGGCGGCGCUGGCGUUCAGCCCCAACGGGCAACGGAUCGCGACUGCCUCCGAAAAGGGCACUGUUAUUAGGGUGUUCAGCACGACGGACGCUUCCAAGCUGUACGAAUUUCGGCGGGGUAUGAAACGCUGUGUCGCCAUCUCGUGUCUGGCGUUUGCACCGUGCGGACAGUUCCUAGGGUGCAGCAGCAAUACGGAGACGGUGCAUGUGUUUAAGUUGGAGGAACCAAAAGACAGCCCUAGAAGAAGUAUGGACGAAGCCAGUUGGAUGGGAUAUCUAACUAACUACCUGCCUAGCCAAGUUACGGACGUCUUCAACCAGGGCCGUGCUUUUGCUAUUGCCCACCUGCAUUUCAGUGGUGUGCGAAGUGUUAUUUCUAUUGCUGUCAUCCAGCAGCAACUGAGACUGCUCGUAGCAACUGAAGACGGUUUCCUGUACGUCUACAACAUAGAUCCUAAUGAAGGCGGUGACCUAAUGCUAGCUCAUACACACAAGUUGGACGGCAUGCCCACCGAUGUUCGCGUCAAAGGUACUGACAAACCGGAUGGUGCGCACUCCGCACCUCAACCCAUCGAAGGAGCUUGGCGACCGUGGACGCAAGGGUAUAUUGUGUAUUAGGACAUUUAGACAAAAAAAAACCUUCGUGUGUUAGUUACGUAGAUAGCUGACCACAAAAUUGGAAUCAUAUGUUAACGAUCACAAGUUGAAGCUGGUAAAUGAUAGAUGUAGCUGGCGGUCGCCCCUUUGCUGCACCUACUUGGGGUUAAACGGAUAUUUAGGAACUUGGAAACAUUAAAUUUUCCGUUUUUACCAUUGUUUUUCGGGGUUGAAAAUGGCAUGUCUAGCACUUGAAAAAUUGAAUCGCAUAUAUCUCGAAAAUUAUCUACUUUAGAGAAAAAAUCCAUUAGUGCCUUUUUGUUCAUAGCGAUCCAAAUAAACCCAAAAGAAACUUUGUGUGGAGCACAAAAACCUUUUUUGGAAUUUGUUUAAAAAAAUGUUUCAACAAUUUUCGGAACAUUUUUAGGCCUGACUACCUGCAGAUUCGUUAAAAAGGGUCAGAUUUACCCUGUACAAUCGAUACCCAAAACCGAUACAAACGUUAAGAGUGUUUUUCUCAGAAACUGAUAGUCUUGUCGGUAUCAAAAAAGAUUUCGUUUCGUCAGCUUAAAGUGCAGGCUAUCGUUAAGCCGUUAUUAUACAGGGUUUAAUAUAAUUAGUAAUAUUGUGCCUGUGCUGAUUCGUCUCUGAGGAUCCAAAUGAGUUCAUUGUUUGUUAUAAACUCCAUCAAGUGAGGCCCCAAAAGGUUCGGUGCUCUCAAAAAAUCGUACAGUAUUUUUGAAAACUUAAGAUAAAGCUAUUUCUAGUAGCGUCUUUUAGGGGCCAAUAUCUGUAUGGGAGCCAUAUGGGGAUUUUUUAUGGGAACUUGUGGCAUUUUUGUCCCUCAGGGUUCGUUCCCUGGAGACCUAUCAUUUACUCACUGUACAUCCAUGACUGUGAAGUCUAUCUCUAAGCUGGCGAUACUGCAUUGGUGGCUCAGUCGUGGUCUGGUGACCUAGUCCAUGACAGGCUGCAAAGUGCAGUGGAUGAAGUAUUAGAUUGGGCGGAGCGGUGGCUAAUUAAAAUGAACCAUUCGACUGUAUAAGGUGGUCAUAAGACUAGCAAUCACUUCGCAUGUGCGGCUUAGUGUUUUAUUGCCAUAACUAACAUGCGAAAUUUGCAGGACGUUGCGCACUAUCCUGACGCCCCAUGGUAUGUCUCUAACGAAACUCGUCAUAGAGACCUCGAUGUCCCUUACCUAAAGGACUACAUUAAGCAACAGGCUCAGCGGCGCUAUAGCGUAGCGGAAUCGCACACCAACCCUCUGUUGCGCCAGUCAGUGGUCUACACACAAAAGGCCGCGGUUUGCACUGCAAUCAAAAUUAAUUCGUAAACUUAGAACAACCAAAAUUGGAGCAUUUUGACAAAAUGUUUAGAAAAAAUCAAAUAUUUUUAGACCAUAUCAGAAUAUGUGAAGUGAUUUUAACAAUGCCUAAACGCUGCCCAUCCUAAAAGAUUCUCUUCUUCCCCUUUGCUCUCGUUCUUCCUUCUCUCCUUUUCUUCCCUUUUUUCCUUAAAAUUGUCUGGUUUCUGGGUUACCAGACCUGACAGACUUACAAACUGACACUGUAACUCAAGAGCUAACGUCCCACGGACUGCUCUGACAACCUACGAUGACUUGACUGGCAUUUUUGUGUUCUGUCCGCAUCAGUGACGUAGAAUAGUCACCCAUUAUAGUGGUAGUUCGUAACGAGACUGAAAAAGUUGCAUAUCUAUAACUAUAUAAAUUGCAUUCGUUAUCGUGUGAUUUCAAAUUUGUGGUACUUGAUAUCUCGGACUACCAACCAGGAAUAUUCUCACGUGGAAAACAAUUGAAUCCGACCUCAAUGCCAACUUGAAACCGUUGACCCGCCGUGCGUUGCUACCGCCAACCAAAAUGAUUCACGCAUGUACCUAUCGACCCGUGGUGCCAAUAAGAACUGUCUCUCUGUCCCGACAGAGUCGGACAAGUUCCGCGAGAUGGCAGCCGCCACGGAAUCGCCUCCUAAGGGCACGUUCCAUUUCACCGACGACCAAGAAUACCCGCCCCUUACGCAGAAUUCCGACUGAGGUCCACCUUUCGCUAUAACAUCAGCCAACGCUGAGGUACAGUUCGACGAGAUCGGACUUUCGGCCAAGGAAAGGUUACAGCUCACGUGCAUUGUGGUUCUUCUUAUCCACUUGAUAGUUUGCCUGGUCGAGGAUAUAAUUUUACAAUUAUUUAAUUUUCCUAUAUAAACUCGUUUCUGGUAGAUAUUAAGUGAAAUGAAAGUUUAUAGAUUUUAUUAUUAAAUAGAAAGUGCAAUGGACGUUAUAAUUUUGCUCAUUUCAUUGUAUUCAGUAUCGAUCACGUAUCUCACGUAUUUUUAUGCUUGGCACUAUGAAUAUAAAGUAAGCAACAAAUAUACUAGACAUAUCCGACUUUUAUUGAACAAAAUCGACCAUAUAUAUUUGAACCUUGAGCUUCCGACAGUCACGUACCAUUUGAUUGAAGUUUAAUAAUCUAAAAUAAUCAAUACAAUGACACAUUAUUUUAUUCAUGAAUUAAAAUUAAUUUUUACCCUUAGUCCCUAAUUCUUAGCAUACGACUACAGCUAACUCAAUAAAUUAAUGGUUUGAAUGCAAUUUAUAUCAGAGAUGUAGGUAUAAAGAUGUUAAAGACUGAUCUUUGUUUGACAUAAUUUUGGCUGAAACAUGAGCCAUAAAAUACAUAGUAGACAAUAGCAAAGUUUAUUGUUACCAGAGAUGGCUACGUUUUUCUAUUUACGAACUUUGACAUGACUGCACUCGAUGAUUGGUUCAUGUUAGCAGGUAACACAGGAUUUGGCUUUUGGAUUUGGAUUUGUGCCGUGCGACAGUGUCGUACAAGGUCACACAUUUUGUAAAAUAUCACGCGAUAAAUAAGUCAUACGUGUACUCUUUCUAAACACACCACCUUGUCGUACACUGUUGUCACGCGAUAUAAAUCGCGUGCAUAUACGGGCUCUUAACACAUUUUUUUGUGUAAUUGCCAGAUGUUAAAGGUUCAAUACUUACCUUUUCUAUUUGAAUAUUAGUUGUUUCAUAUUAUUAUCCUCACGGAUUUUCUUGAUUUUUGUGCGUUAUUUGUUGCUUUACUUUGUUUUCUAGAACCUCAUUUUGAAUCUUGCUUUCUCUCUCUCUAGAUAUCUGUCUGAAGGCUGUGAUAAUGAAAGAGAGAGAUCUCAUUGCUCUUAAGUUGUAAUCAAUAAAAAAUAUAUAAUUUUUAACAGAAAAAUGAUGUUCUGGUAUAGUUGAGGAACAGUUUUUACAAAACAAAGCAAAACAUUGUGAAUGAAGAUUUAAUUUAUGAAAACAUAGCCAUAGAGUUUCCUGAGGAAAACUUUAUGAGUGGAUAUGUACAUGUACAAUAUGGUCGAAGUUAGAAAAGUAAAGCAUAUGGUUAUGUAUCAUAUACUGUGAAAAUGGUAAUAUCUACACAGUGUUCCCAUUUUCAUUAUGCAUGAUAUUAAGUUCUAUAGUUACACGUUCAUAGAUCCUGUCGUUGUAGUUCUCGUAAAGUACGCACUACGUUACUGCCUACAUUUUUGGGUAAAAAUUGUUCAUUAAUUGUGCCAUGUUUAUCAUUCAUGAUAGGGUAAGUACUGUUUUGAGCUACUCUUUUCAACAACUUUAGAUAAUUUGGAUGGAGAUAUUCAGCUACGAGGUAUAGGCUAAAAAGAAAUGCUCAAAACAGCUAUUUUUUGAACAAUUCGUGCAUAUAAGUUAAAUCACUGAUCCAUUAAUCGUCUAUUAUUAAGGUUAAUAUUGCUAGAUACUCUCAUCUGCAUGCCUGUCUCAAGGUUGGAAGUGCUAGUCUCUUUGACGAAAAGCUGGAUGGAAAUAUUUUCACAAUAAAGCCUUAUUAGUAGUACAUAUUUAAGCGCUCAUUGCCUUUUUCAUAACUAAUCGUUUGAAGUUAUUAUUUAAUAUACAGAUGUGGGUAACAAUAAUCAUAUUACGGCAUAUAAUUAGCCUUUUUCGCUACGUAGAGGCUUGCACGAUAAAAUAGCGGGAAAGUACAAUAAUACCGGAAUUUGUAUAUAGUUACCUAUAUCUAUUAUGUAUUCAUAUUUUUUCAGUCAGCAUUUGUUUAUACAAAAAACAAAAAAAAAUUAUAAAAAGGAAUAUCAUAUCAUUUAAUUUGAUCUUGACGCUAUAUUUAGCUAGUUAAAUAUAUAGGUGAAUGUUUUAUGUUAAUUGGUAAGUAUGGAAUAUUAAAAAGAAUUAUAAUACAAAAAUAAUUUUAUAUUUUUACUAUUAAGGCAAAAAAUGUCUCAUUGAGAAAAGGCUGAUAAAAAAAAUAAAAACACAAAAAUAUGGCUUUCAAUGUGAAUGGACUUAUUAUUAGUAUUAAAGCAAUGUUUGCAAAAAUGAUGCAGCAAAAGUAUUUGUUAGUAUUGCAGAAGUUUAUUGGGAAGGGUUAAUGUCACAUUAGUAGGAUAAACAUAGGUCUUCACUUUCGAUAUUUUUUAGCUAGAUUUCAUGAACGAUUCAAAAUAAUAGUUUUUAAUACUUUGCAAAUGUGUCUUUAAUUCUGAUGAUAAGCUUACGUCUAGUAGAACUCUGACUUAAGUGAUGUUCAUUAUAUAUAGUUAUCAUUCAGUUUGCAACGUAUUGUUUGGGAUUUUUUAGACUCGAAACGUCGAAGUGAUAAUUAUGUUAGUCAUUAUUCGGAAAGUCAUACAAAUUAAUUUUAUUAUAGUUUUUACGAUUAUUUUUUUACGAGUAAUGUUUAUUGCGCCAAAAUAUAACGCCAAAAGUUAAUGGCUAUAUGGAGGGUAAGUUAUCACGAAAACAUACCAGAUCAUAACCUUUUCCACUCGUAGUUGUCUUAAAAAUACUGUCAAACAUUUUGAUUCGAGCAACAAACGCGUGCAGCGUUUUUGAUAGGUUUUAGUUUUCAUGCUCAACUGUGAAGAUUGUUAAUUGUAGUUUUGAGACAAAGCUUGUAUGUUUUUGUGAUGUCAGUAUAAAGUCGAUGUUAACAAAUUUUUUAUAUUAGGUAGCUUACUUAUUUAUUUAACCUUAUUUUAUGAAGGGAAGAUUUUUCAAAUUUUACAUUUAUAUAUUUUGUGAAUUCAUUUUGCGCACAUUGUGCUUUGUAAAUACUAGAUUAAGUACCUCAACAUUUUACAAUCGAGUUAAUCAUUAGAUAAAGCUGCACUUUUUGUACCAGCUAGACAUGUUUGUAUUGGAAAAUGUUACAAAAAUAUACAUAUAUGUAACAGCGAAAUUUUAUCUUUAUUUGAAACUCCAUACCCUUUGUUGUACUGAUAUUCAACCUCUUCAGUUUGCUUUUCUCAUUGAUACAUGUCCAACCGUAUGCUGAUUUGGACAUAUAUACUUG